AAAACCCGAAACUCAUUUGUUUUUUCUUUACCGGGAAAAACCGUUUCGCGGUCAAACAUGGCUUGCAUCUCCUCCUCCACCUCCAUUUCUUCUUUCUCCGCUCUACCGGCGAGUCGGUCGAGAUCCGCCGCCGUCUUCUCGUCGAGCUCCAGACCUCGGCAGAGAAUCCACUGCACUCUCGGAGGGACUGUAGCAGAACCAAAAACUACUGAGCCACUUUUGCUUACUGCUGUCCGCGGCGAAGAUGUGGAGAGACCCCCAGUUUGGCUCAUGAGGCAAGCUGGAAGGUACAUGAAGAGUUAUCAAAUCAUCUGCGAGAAGUAUCCCUCCUUUCGUGAAAGAUCAGAGAAUGUUGAUCUUGUUGUAGAAAUAUCUCUCCAGCCAUGGAAUGUCUUCAAGCCUGAUGGGGUAAUUUUAUUCUCAGACAUUCUCACCCCACUUUCUGGGAUGAAUAUACCUUUCGACAUUGUGAAGGGCAAGGGUCCCAUCAUAUUCAACCCUAUACAGACGGCUUCUGAUGUUGAUCAAGUGAGAGAAUUCAUUCCUGAAGCUUCUGUUCCAUAUGUCGGGGAAGCUUUGAACAUCUUGAGAAAAGAGGUCGAUACUAAAGCAGCAGUAUUGGGUUUCGUUGGAGCUCCUUUCACUCUAGCAUCCUACGUGGUAGAAGGUGGUUCAUCGAAGAACUUCACAAAGAUAAAGAGACUGGCCUUCUCCCAACCCAAGGUUCUCCAUGCGUUACUUGAUAAGUUCGCUACGUCCAUGGCUAAGUAUGUCAAGUACCAAGCUGAUAAUGGAGCCCAGGUCGUUCAGAUCUUCGAUUCAUGGGCCACAGAGUUAAGCCCUGAGGACUUUGAGGAGUUCAGUCUUCCUUACUUGAGGAGGAUCGUGGACUCUGUGAAGCAGACACACCCGAAUCUCCCUCUAAUCUUAUAUGCCAGUGGUUCAGGAGGCUUGCUUGAGAGGCUAGCCUUGACGGGUGUGGACGUGGUGAGCUUGGACUGGACAGUCGAUAUGGCUGAAGGGAGAAGACGACUGGGUGCUGAUGUGGCCGUGCAGGGUAACGUGGACCCGGGCGUCCUCUUCGGUUCGAAAGAGUUCAUCACCAACCGCAUACAUGGCACCGUCAGGAAAGCUGGGAAAGGCAAACAUAUUUUGAACCUUGGUCAUGGUAUCAAGGUUGGUACACCAGAGGAGAAUGUUGCUCAUUUUUUCGAAGUUGCCAAAGCGAUUCGAUACUAGGAGAUGUUCCCUUAGAUUCCUUCUCAUUUUUUGUCCCCUUUAAUGGGGGAUUGUGUUACUUAGCUUAGAAUCAUAUGAAAGCCUUUCCAUAUUUUGCGUUUGAAUCUUGCUCCUGCUAAAACUCAUGGGGAGCAAUUCCCUGGCAAAAUAAAUGGCAUUGAUGCCAAUGAGCCUUUCCAA
This is a messenger RNA of Punica granatum (pomegranate), 1419 nucleotides long. The record is from RefSeq and is a predicted model, not a curated record. NCBI's taxonomy places the organism in Eukaryota, Viridiplantae, Streptophyta, Magnoliopsida, Myrtales, Lythraceae.